Messenger RNA from Manihot esculenta (cassava), 1356 nucleotides. Its product is annotated as probable mannitol dehydrogenase. Gene Ontology annotation, biological process: lignin biosynthetic process. Lineage: Eukaryota; Viridiplantae; Streptophyta; Magnoliopsida; Malpighiales; Euphorbiaceae. The transcript has 5 exons. The record is from RefSeq and is a predicted model, not a curated record. Gene Ontology annotation, molecular function: cinnamyl-alcohol dehydrogenase activity; zinc ion binding. The coding region runs from base 138 to 1229 and encodes 363 amino acids.
AAUAUUUAUGAGUCUCCGCUUUCCAUUAGACACAACCACACAUACGCAUUUCUCUCUCUCUCUCUCUCUCUCUUACAGAACUCACUACCUUAGCUUCACUUGCAAACCCAGCAACUCCACAAUUCUUGGAGACAAAAAUGGCACGCGAAACAGCAAAGGAAGCAAAGCACCCAAAACAGGCAUUUGGAUGGGCUGCCAGAGACUCAUCUGGUGUCCUUUCUCCUUUCAAUUUCUCCAGGAGAGCAACAGGAGAGAAAGACGUGACGUUCAAAGUCUUGUACUGUGGGGUAUGCCAUACUGACAUUCACAUGAUAAAAAAUGAAUGGGGCUUUUCUUCCUACCCUAUGGUCCCCGGGCAUGAGGUUGUGGGAGAGGUGACAGAGGUGGGAAGCAAAGUAGAAAAAUUCAAGGUUGGAGACAAAGUAGGUGUGGGUUACAUUGUUGGAUCUUGCCGGUCUUGCGAUAAUUGCACUAACGAUCUUGAGAAUUACUGUCCAAAAAUUAUGCUCACCUCCGGUGCCUUUGUCGGGGAUGGAACCACCACCUAUGGUGGCUACUCUGAUCUUAUGGUUGCUGAUGAGCACUUCAUUGUUCGUAUUCCAGAUACGCUUUCUCUUGAUGCUACUGCUCCUCUUUUAUGUGCUGGGAUAACAGUGUAUAGCCCCUUGAGAUACUAUGGACUAGACAAACCUGGUUUGCAUGUGGGCGUGGUUGGCCUUGGUGGGUUAGGCCAUGUAGCCAUCAAAUUUGCUAAGGCUAUGGGGUUGAAGGUGACAGUGAUCAGUACCUCUUCUAACAAGAAGCAGGAGGCUAUGGAGCAUCUUGGUGCCGACUCAUUUUUGGUUAGCCGUGAUCACGAUCAGAUUAAGGCUGCAAUAGGAACAAUGGAUGGUAUAAUUGAUACAGUGUCUGCAACUCAUCCGCUCUUGCCUUUGAUUGAUCUAUUGAAGUCUAAUGGAAAAUUGGUUUUGGUUGGUGCCCCAGAGAAGCCCUUUGAGCUACCAGCUUUUCCUUUGAUCAUGGGAAGGAAGAUGGUAGGUGGUAGCUGCACAGGAUCAAUGAAGGAGAUGCAAGAAAUGAUUGAUUUUGCAGCGGAACACAACAUAAAAGCAGAGGUAGAAGUCAUCCCAAUUGACUAUGUGAAUACUGCAAUGGAACGUUUGCAUAAAGGAGAUGUUAGAUAUCGAUUCGUGAUUGAUAUUGGAAACACUCUCAAUUCUGGCCUUUGAAUUAUUUAUAUAUUACCUUUUUUUAUAUAUAUUGAUGGACUGAGCAUGUGGUCCUCAUGCAAGUAAUUGUCUUCAAAUAAUAGUGUCUGGGACUUUGAAGCUAUAUUAUUCUGAGUAUGAUUUUAUC